AUGGAGAAUAAGCAGGUUAGAGCUGUAUAUGAUUUUUCGGGAGAACCUGGCACAGCAGAAUUAUCAAUUAACGCUGGUGAAAUUCUUACUGUCACUCGAGAUAAUGUUGGUGAUGGAUGGUGUGAAGGAUACAAUCAUCUUGGCCAAUCUGGUCUCUUUCCGGCAGCUUAUGUUCAAGCGAUAGACUCAUCAACAGUUACAGCCACAGCCCCAGUGAGUCAAAGUAGCGGAGAUUAUUGGGAUGAUGACUGGGAUGAUGAUUCAGAAAUCGGACAAAGUCAGCCAUAUACUCCUAGCAAUAAUCAGUAUCAACAAUCACAGAUGGAUGAAUUUGCAGCAAGUCAAAUGGGCGUUACAAAUCAUCCAAAUGAUCUUAUCUCUAUGCCAACAGCUCACACAUUCCCAAUCGUAUCUGAAAGAAGCAUUACCAAUAUACCUAAGAAAAAUAACAAAUUUUCAACUCUUAUCAAAUCAGGAGAAGAUAGCUUUUUGAUGGGUACGAAAACAUUAAUAGUUCCUGAGGAUGAAAAAAUAUUUGUUCAAGAAACUGAGGAUGGUCACUGUUAUUGGCUUCCACAUGGUGAUGUUUAUAACUGUGUCGUCACAUCACCCAAAAAAGGAUCAAAGCUUAAGGGUCUUAAAAGCUUCAUUGUUUAUCAGCUUACGCCAACGGUACUUAUCUAUCAUAAAUAA
Molecule: messenger RNA, 693 nt
Organism: Chelonus insularis
Lineage: Eukaryota; Metazoa; Arthropoda; Insecta; Hymenoptera; Braconidae
Gene: SH3PX1
Product: sorting nexin lst-4-like
Exons: 2
Coding region: 1-693 (230 amino acids)
Biological process (GO): endocytosis; plasma membrane tubulation; endosomal transport
Cellular component (GO): cytoplasmic vesicle; plasma membrane
Molecular function (GO): protein binding; phosphatidylinositol binding
Source: RefSeq, a predicted model, not a curated record